Molecule: messenger RNA, 2708 nt
Organism: Vitrella brassicaformis
Lineage: Eukaryota; Vitrellaceae
Source: the annotation of a GenBank genome assembly
AACUGAUGGCCGGAUGCCCCAUGACUGACACGACGCGCUGAGCCAUUGAUUGACUGAAGGAGGCAGCAUGAAAAAUACGCACGCACGCAGCGCAAGAGGUCUGUCCACGCCAUCCAUGUAUGUUCAUUCGAGCGGGACGUUCCACAGGCGGACGGUCUGGUCCCUGUCCAAAGACGCAUGGUAACAGUCACAGAAAGAGACGCAACCCUGCUCAUGGUUUUCGCAUACCAUGACGACGUGAGCAGGAGGGCCUUGCCGUCAGACACCGUCUCCAGGCUGCAAUCUGGACACACACACGCACACACACACACACAGGCACACACAAGACAGUCAAGUGUUUGCGUGUCUCUCGCUCUCUCUCCCUCCCUCCCUCCCUCCCUCUGUGUGUGUGUGUGCCUACCCGACACGAGGUCUUUGUGUCCGGCGAACAUCAUGUCGGCGCCGAUCUUCUGCACGUCUGUCAGAGACGACAGGUGGCUCUCCAACUCACUCUGACGCUUCUGCAACCACACCCAGAGGUGACAGAAAAGGAAGAAGGUGUCCGUCUUGCCUUGCUGUCGGCGCAUGUGUGGUGGGUGUGGGUGUGGGUGUAUCGUGGGUGAGUGGGUGACCUGCAGGUCUUCCAGGUCGGCCCUGAGUUUCUUUAGGUGUUCGAUGUCAACCUGAUGCACCGCACCCACAUCAAGCAGAGACGAGAAGGACGAGGGCGUGGGUGUGUGUGUGUGUGUGUGUGGUGGCGGACCUCCUGCCCCUGUGCGUAUUUCCUCUCCUCCUUAGCCAGCAGCUUCUGGGCAAGACCGACCUGACACACACACACACACACACAGAGACACACACACACAGUGACUCUGGCUGCACCUUCGCGAGUGUGUGUGUGUGUGUACUCUGUCUUCGAUGGAGUGUUUGCGUUUGAAGAGCACCCGCUUCUCGUCCACCUUCCACAGACGGGCGGACCCAUCUACACACACACACACACACACACACGCGCAUGCACACACACACUCUCACACCUUUCCGUCAACGUGCAUUGGUACCAUCAAUUAACGGUGACCUGACCUGCACAGGUGGAUACGAAUCGCGUGUAGUCCUGGGAGACUGUCAGAGACCUCACGGGGCUGGAGUGGCCUGACGAAGCAACCCAGCCACAUGGCAUCGCAUGAAUCACCGGUGAGGUACAGGCAGGCAGAGCAGUGUGGGUGUCUCCGGCACACACCGACAUAGACGAGGCUGGGUCUGUUGCCCUCGGGGCCCAACAUGCGCAGGUCAAACUUGCGGAUCAGGUAGUCCUGCGGGCCGACAGAGACAGAGACAAAGACAUAGACAAUCCUGCCACCCCGCAUUGCGUUGCAGUGUGUCGCACCCCUCCGGCGCUGAUGAUGGUGGUGGGAUUGAUCAUCAGGAGGGCGUACACAUACUUGCCCCCAUGAGCCUCCUUGAUGCGAAACGCACCGGAACUGCACGGCACGCAACAUAGCCAGCCAACCAGCAAAGGCAUGUGUGUGGGUGAGUGAGCCUUGGCGAGAGCGAUGCACGGAUGCGCACCCUCUGUCAGCCCCAAGGUCCAUGACCAUGAUGGACCCGUCCCGUGAGGCCGUGGCGAUGAGGUUGGUUGAGGGCGACGGCCCGCUGCCCUUGGAGGGAGCAGCGGUGCCGUCCUCACGCACGUCACCCAUGCAGAAACGACAACACUCAACUGAUGGGUGGACGGAUGAAUGAAUGGCGACACACAGAGAGGGACUGUGUAUCUGUGUCGCCUCCUGUUCCGGUGUGUGCGAUUGUGUGGUUGCACUGACCGACGUCCGAGUGUGGCUGCAGCGCUACCACGGGCUUGCUCACGUUCACGUCAUGCACACGCACACUCCCGUCUGCAAACAACACAACAGGCAGACGACCAGCCAUGUCGCCCACCCCCUUCGCUACCGGACUGUCUACCUUUGCCGCCGGUGAUGGUGUGUGUGUUGGUGGGGGCAAAGGCACCGUGGUACACCGCACUCGGGUGGCCGUCAAGAUGGCGCAGCAAUGUGGCUGGAGAUAAGAUGCCAUGGAGAGAUGCACCAAACAUACAGCCCAGCCUGCCGUCUCCCUCUUCGUCUUGGUGUGUCACCUUUGUGUGCGUCCCAGACGGCUGCGUUUUUGCUUUUGCCGGCUGAGCAUGUGAGGAAGAGUUUGCGAUCAUUGGACACAUCCACGUUGUAGAUGCCCUCAGUGGACCCCUUGAGGGUCUUGACGCACUCCCCGCUCGUGCUGUCCCACACCCUGCAGGCAGGCAGACAGGCAGACAGCCCCACGGGGCAAGAGGGCAGGCACAGCACACAUGGAGACGGCAUGUCUGUGGGCAGGCAUGUAUGCCCACUUGAGUGAGUGGUCGUGGGAGCCCGUGAUGAAGCUCGUCUGGUCCAGCCAUCGCACCGAAUCAACGGCGUCCUCAUGACCCCGAUACACCUGCACACAACCGCAACAGCACUCCCAAGGGCCUUUGUGUUGACACCAACGAAGCCGCCUCCCCCCCGCCCGCCAGCUGAAGUGCCACUCCUUCCCUGGCUGACCUUUGUCGCCUCGACGAUGGGAGCGGCCAGUGCAUGGCCGGCGGAGCGGUCCUCGGUGAGCUCCAUGUAGUCGAUGGACGUCUGCUUGUUCCAUGAUAUCGGCUGCUUCUCAACCACACGCUCAACGCCCUCCUCCGACGCCAUCUCUUGCAGACUGGCUGG